Messenger RNA from Linum trigynum, 9965 nucleotides. Lineage: Eukaryota; Viridiplantae; Streptophyta; Magnoliopsida; Malpighiales; Linaceae. The record is from the annotation of a GenBank genome assembly.
AAAGUCGGGUUUGUCAAUUAAGCCACCGACGGCUUGCCAGUUGACUGGUGUCUGAGACUGAGAGUAAUAUUGUAGCGGACAAGUAGUGGGCUUUUCUUCUUCUGCGAUCCUGUUUGUAAGAGAAAAGUGCCCCCAACCCUUCACGCCGUUCCUGGUACGCUGUGAACGGUGGAAAGUGGGUUGGCUGGUAGAGGUAGGAUACCAGAGAGAGAAGACCCCUCAGGCGAAAGUAGGGAUGGCAAUGGAUCGGGUCGGGGCGGAUAGUGCAUAUCCGUAACCCUACCCAAAGUAGGUCGGGUUUUACCCAUACCCAUACCCAUACCCACAUGUGAAACAGGUAGAAAAUCAAAAUCAUGCCCAUACCCGUUCGGGUUUUGGGUAUCCACGGUUAUCCAUGGGUAAUCAUUUUUCUUCAUAACUUCAACCAAUAUGUUAACAUUCACACGAAUUCUCACAUUACGUAAGAGGAAAAGUACGACAAUAAUUCACUAGAAUGAAAAAAAUUAAUUAAAACAACACAAUUUCAUGAAAAUAUUAUACUUAUAUGCUAAAUAUAAAAUAUGUUAGAGAAAAAUAAUGAUUAUAUCUAGAGAAAAUACAUAUGCAUUUGUAUAAUCGGGCGGGUUCGGGUUGGAUAGUGAGAAAUCCAUACCCACCCAUAACCCACAAUAUUCGGGUUCGAGUUUUACUCGUACCCACUAAAUAUCUUUUGGGUUCGAGUUUUACCCUACCCGAUUAAACCGGAUUCGGGUGGAUAUCCACAGUUACGGAUAUUUUUGCCAUUCCCAGGCGAAAGUAACGAGUGAUUGAUUUCAAGAGAAGAAGUCUGUUUCUUUUCCUUCGAGGUGCCCUAAAUUUUCUCUUUUCUGAUCAUCGUAUGUGGAUAUAUCUAUCUAUUCAGUGCAGACCCGAUUCUCAACUGCAGUAAGAUACGGCGAAAGCUCCCACCUUUUCUGUUUCCACUAGUGUUUGAUUAGCUUCGGCAAUUGGUUUCACCUGUUUCCUUGCCGGAAUCUUUUGCCAGCCGCGGGGAUUGCUUCGGCUCCCACAUUUCGUAAUGCUGUGCUGGUUGUUGUUGAUGUUAGGGUAUGUGGGAUGAAUGGCUCUCAUUUUGGGAAGAGAAGGAAAAAUGUUCCCUUUUCAUGCUAUCAAAAGCUGCUCUCUUGUUUGGAGUGUGGUUUCCAGUGUUCAGAAGGUUGCCUCAGUUUCAAAUCAUGGCCGAGAUAUUGUCGUUCACAAAAGUUUCAGCAAGUUUCACAUGUAUCGGCUUUUGGCUUACCAAUCUUAUUCCAGUACUGCUCCUCAACACGAAAGGCUAUCUUGGGAAGUUUCCCCUCGUGCUGUUCUCUUGAGGAAGCUGGAAAGUGCUCUGAAUGACCACCAACUAGAUGAAGCCUGGGUGAAUUUCAAUGGCUUCAAAAGCCUGUAUGGAUUUCCUCCAGAUGCUCUAAUCAGCAAGUUGGUCACGGAGUUAUCAUACUCUGCCGAUCCUUGUUGGUUGCAAAGAGCAUAUAAUUUGGCUGUCCUCAUUUGCGAAGGGAAGUCGAAAAAGUUGCUGCAGGUUGAUAUCCUUACUAAGCUCUCACUCUCCUUAGCGAGAGCGCAGAUGCCCAUUCCAGCCUCGGGGAUUCUUAGACUGAUGCUGGACAGAAGGAUUCUGCCUCAAAUGAAUGUGUUGUGGUUGGUUCUUUUCCACAUGGUUAAGACUGACCCUGGGACUUAUCUCGCAUCAAAUUUCUUGAUUCAGAUUUGUGAUUGUUUCCUUGAUUCAAAUGCUAAAAAAUAUCAACAGGUGAAACUGGUUAAACCAGACACCAUGACUUUUAACAUUAUUCUUGACGGCUGUGUGAGGUUUAAAUCGUCUCUAAAAGGUCAACAGGUUAUGGAGCUGAUGGCAGAGAUAGGGGUUACUGCUGAUGCACACUCCAUCACUCUCAUUGGCCAGAUCCAUGAAAUGAAUGGCCUGAGGGACGAGAUCAAGAAACUUAAAUAUCAUAUUGAUGGAUUACCAGUUCCUUUUCUUUGUCACUACCAGCAGUUAUGUAAUAGUUUGUUAAACUUGCACUUCAAGUUUGAUGACAUCGAUGCUGCUGCUAAGCUCAUCUUGGAUAUGCACAUUACUCCGGUUUCUGCUACUCUUCAUGAGAAAUGUAGAAGGGAAUUGCAAAAGCCCCAUCUUGUUUCCAUAGGUUCUGACAGUAUUAGGUCUGGCUUGAAGAUGCAGAUCCUGCCUGAACUAUUGGUGAAGGAUUCUAUCCUACAGUCACAAACUGAACUAGACCUUGUUGAUUUUAAGAAUGGUAAAAUUCUUCUCAAGAAAAGAGCCAUGGCGAAGCUUGUUGGUGGUUGUCGGAAGCAUGGUAGGAUCAGUGAGCUGUCUGAGGUUUUACAUAGCAUUCAAGAAGACUGUCAUAAACAAGAAGGAUCGAGUUUAUGUUCCGAAGUCAUUGAAGCUUGUGUUCAUGUAGGCUGGCUGGAAACUGCACAUGACAUCUUGGAUGACAUGGAAAAACUUGGUGGUCGGUCAAUGAGCUUGACUACAUAUAUUACACUUUUAAAAGCAUAUUAUGGGAAGCAGAUGUUGAAACAGGGAAAUGCGUUGCUAAGGCGAAUGCAGAAGUUGGGCUGGCUUGUAGAUGCUUCUAAUGAAGUGGUAGCAUUCUCUUGUGCAUCUGAAAAAUCUGAUUUGGCACAUAUAUCUUCUAAAUGUAGAUCAGGCCUGGCUGAGUGUUUGCUUCAAGAAGCAGGUGAAGAAAAGGGUAUGUCUCCUACAGUGUAUGAGUUGAAUUCUACUAUAUACUUCUUUUGCAAAGCUAAAAUGAUGGAAGAUGCUCUGAAGACAUACAGAAAAAUGGGGCACAUGCAAAUUCGACCCACAGUACAAACUUUUGCGCAUCUUGUACAUGGGUAUUCUUCUCUAGGAAUGUACCGGGACAUUACCAUUUUGUGGGGGGACAUCAAGCGGAACGUGGAAAAGAGUAACUUAGCUUUGUGUAGGGACAUGUAUGAGUGUUUGCUUCUGAACUUUCUUCGAGGUGGGUAUUUUGAGAGAGUGAUGGAGAUUGUCGAUUGUAUGAGAAAACAGAACAUGUAUGCUGAUAGAUGGAUGUAUAGAUGUGAGUUCUUGAAGCUUCAUAAGAAUCUUUACAAGAGUUUGAAAGCCUCUGAGGCGAGAAAUGACACACAAAAGAAGAGGCUCCAGCAUGUCGCUGCUUUUAGGAAAUGGGCUGGAGUUGUAUGAUGUUUCUAAAUAUGCAUGGCUUGAAAAAUAUUCACCUCCUAAUUGGAGUGGUUCGGUCAAGGGCCCUAGACCUCAUUGCAUCCUAGUGAAUCUUACAAGGCAAUUCAAGGUUUGUCUUCAAUCUACACAGAUAAUUUUCAGAUUUCCCUUUCAUGUUUACUUCAGAUGUUCUUUAGUUAUUGAAGCUGCAACAAUACUAACUCAGGCAAUCCAAGAUGCUACCCUGCCUAACCAACAUUUUGGCUGCGAGGUUAGAAAAGGGCAAUUAGCUCCUUCAACCGUGUCAAGAAGACUGUCAUGGAUUAAACUUUAAAGAACAUGAGUUCAUGCAGAAUUCAGGGUUCAAUGAUUAGGAGCAUGAGAUGUGGAUAUUCAGCAGGGAAUAGAAGUAAAGAAUUUGGUGUUCCGGUUUUGGAUGUUUAAUUGGUGUACUUCAUUAUUUUCAGGAGCAAUGGUACAUAGUCAUGUCAGAUGUUGGCAAGAAACUCAGAGGAGAUCAAGUACUUAAAUCACGGGGAUUAUUGAAAAAUAUAGUCGUGAAUGCAAUGAGCAACCCUAAGGGGUUGGGGGUGGGGAAAAGUCCAACUUACCUGAGUUUCAAACUUUCUGGGGCCAUGAUCUAUCUUACACAUUAGUGAGUAAUUUCUACUAGCAACUCUACAAUGAAGCCGCUGCCCAUUCCAAGAUUUUGCUGAAGAACCAAAGUGAGUGAAAGGACGAGAGGGUAGUUCUGGACACAGUAGAUGUGGGGAAGGUACAACUCUUUUUAUUUUUAUUUUUUUUUUCUCUCUUCAAAUACAAUGGUUCGGAUGGAAUGUGUAGUGAGAUAUACUUGCUGGAAAAUUUCACUUGAUGCAGCAGUUUUGAAUUUGUACAGUUGUUUGAUCACAGCAUGUUGAGGUAGAAACAUGUUCUGUAAUUGCAGGCCAGUUUUUUCGCAUCAGUGUGAAUCAGCUUAGCGUAGAAGCAUGGCUUUGAUCUACAGCUGGAGAAGCUGUUGUUUUCCGCGGUGCAGUGUCUGCUGAAGCCUUCAGGGAUCCGUUCCGUUCCAACUUCUUAACAGGAGUUCAUCGUUCCAGUCAACUUGCUACUUACGCUGUGACGCUACUCACAGGUUGUACUGGCUAGCAUCAACUUGCGCUUGAAAUGUGUGUUCCAAAUCUGUGAACCCACAGCACUGGCUAGGGUUGAUGUUCCAAAUUGAUCUCUGUUUGCAUAACCUAACACUUCUCCUACAUCAAAAGUGCAGUUCAGCAGCGUCAGAUAUUCUUGUUGAUCAACCAACUCUCUCUUGUAUAGUUAGUAACUUAUUUCACCUUGUCGACACUAAACAACAGUACUCAACACUAAAACAUGAAAAUACAACCAUGUGUUAUGGCUCACAUUGUGCCAGUUCUCCUUCAGGAGGGAUACCAAGAAAUAACACCAGUACUGUUUUCUUUGUAAUGCUAACAGUAGUAAUGAUAAACUGUUCAUAACUUAAUAUGAUGCCAUUUUUGGAUCCUUAACAAUUUUAGAGGAGCAAGUGAAGAGGGGCGAUCGAAUGGGUAAGGAAGAGAAGGUUGCUCCCAUUUCAAUCAACCUCGAGUCCUCGACCACUGAAUCAGAUGAGUGAAGAAAGGCCUGUCAGGUUGUUAUAUUUCGGACAAAUAAUUUAUUAAAAGUAAAGUGACAUCAGCUCGGUUCUAUGGUGUAGUGGUUAGCACUCUGGACUUUGAAUCCAGCGACCUGGGUUCGACUCCCGGUAGGACCUUUUUUUUCGUCAUCCUCUGCUCGAGCUCUCUUUCCAGUUUAGGUAGAAGGAAGAUUGAAAGCCACAGCUUUUCUUGUUUGUACUUUGUAGCUGAUCCAAUGAAUGCUUAACCGACUGUUUUUUUGGACAAUAAUGCUUAACUGACUUACUGUCCACUUUUUGACGGGAAAAGCUACUGUCACUCUGUCAGUAUUCUUCUCCGUAGCUAGCUAACUAGCGCCCGCCCUAGAGUUUACAUCUGAUCCAUUGCUUGGUGCCGACCAACGGCCAACUGUGUCUGUGUAUCACUGAAAUCAGCAAGUUGCCAGACAUCAACGAAUUCAACUGAGAACACGAAAGUGCACGUAAAAGGCAAUUAAAACGAGGUCUCAAUCAGCAUGUCUGGUACGUAAUACUGGUUAGCUAGCUAGCCAGGGACCAAACAGGUAGAAAUAGAAUAGAAGGUCCGGCCGGCGAACAGAACCAAACACAGGAAUGUGAAACACGUGUGCGUUUAUCCAUGGAGCAGCUAGCUAGCUAGCUUAUCCUUUCUUUCAUUUGACGAAGAUGGUUCAGUUAGUUGUUUCGUAAUCCAACGAGAAGUCACUCUCAGGGGGGACAACAGUAAUGUAAUAAUCAACCUCAUCAACUGCGUCUGUCUCUGUGUCAUUACUCUUGACAAAGUCCAUUUCUUUGAAAAAGGCUGACAACCGACAGGCAAACUACUGCUGCAAAUUAAACUAGCUCUCUGCUUAACUAGAGGCACGUGUCCCAGAAUUUUAUGAUCAAAGAUCCUCCUCUGACUUUGUUUGCUUUCUCGCUCGGUUGAAUCGUCCAUGUUAUGUAAUACAUGUUCAGGUCAAGAGAGGAAAACAAGUUAAAACAGAACUUGCCUGUUGUCUGGUCUACUCUAUCUAUCUCUUUUCCUUGCAAUGGUAAACAUAUAUACAUUCAUCUUCAUGGAGUGGAAGGCCAACACCGACACACGUUUGAAAAGUGAUAGAUUAGGUUUGAAAUAGCAAUGUCAACAAAACAAUCUCUCUCAAUGCAUGCACCUGUUACCUGAUGUGUCAAAAACUAGCUCUAACCGCGUCGAUAAUACGAGCUGGAGUCGGGUCAUCACCAAACAACUCAAAUUGACGGAAGACGUAAAUCUCUUGUGAAUUGUGAACUUGUCGUGCACGUACAUUGUUCACCUUCUCGAUCAAACAAAUUAGUUUGUUGGUAGCUAGCUAGUAUUAGACUUGGUUACAACAUUCAUGUCGAUCGAUCUCAAAUUAAGUUGAGUUUUAGCCGCGAGUUGGGAACACUAUAGUUUUUAAUGUCAAAAGUGGAUGUGUUGUAUUAAAUUUCAGUUACAUACUUUCUGAAGAACAAAUGAGUAUACCCGUAUGCCGUAUCAUCUUACUCAACAUUUUGAGUUUUAAAAAAAUAAAUACGAAAAAUGUUUUAACUGAACAUUACCAUCUCAUAUUGGAAACCAACUUCAUGGGAUGAGAUGAAGCUUUACCCAUAAAAAGUACAGCUCAUCGUGGUGUCUUCAAUUGUCACCAACUAUUUUUUCAAUGCAUUUCUUCCUCUUAUCUUCUCGUCAAGCGCCCAUUUUCGUGGCCGUUUUUAACUUGAGAGGAUAAAGGAAAGAGAGGGGGACACUUGUGCUUUGUUUAUAUGGUUCCCCAAAGUCAGACUUUGGGGGUGAGGUUUAAUUUGAGUUAAUAGCUAGCAAUUAAAGACUGAAGAAUCAAAGAUAAGAAUAGAAUUUGUGGGUCAAUGUUGGAAGUUGACUGCAAAUUAGCUUUCUGUAACAAUGGACACGAGUAGCCAACAACGACUUAGUUUAGAAGUACUAUUGUUGUUCUUGAAUUUGGAUGUUUUAGAUUUAAAUUCUUUCUGUAACACCUAAUAAUAAAAAGGAAUGAUAUAUCACAGAUAAAAACACUGAAUUUCUACCGUUUUGAACUAUUUAGAAUGUCGAGAUCUAGACUUCAAUUUUCCAAACGAUCCAUUGCUGUAAUUAAUAUGAUAUACUUUGUGAUCUAGUUAUAAAUAAAAAAUAUAUAUUAAUUGUGAUAUUAUUAGGGUUUGACUUAUAAUAUUUUCGACCAAACCUAAUGGAAUUAUGUUAAUUCAAUUUUCCCUUGUUGGUUUGACAUCUGGAAAUAACAAUCAAUAACGAUAUUAAUUAAUUAACUAAUUGGCAACUAACUAGGUACAUACAACCUCAAUCUAAAAAUGGAUGGAUAAAGUAGUUAAUUACUCGAUCUACAGGCUAAACAAUAUUCUAUUCGGUCGGCACUCACAAUGUAAAUUAAAUUGAGCGGCGCCAAAUUCACAAGAUUAUAAAUUUGAGAGGUGUAAAGUAGAAGGUUGUGUGCCAACAGCAAGGUAUGAGAUUUCACUUCCAGUUAUGGAAUACAUCAAUUUACCGAUAGAGCGAAAAAGUUAUAUAUUUUAUAUAUAUAUAUAUAUAUAUAUAUAUAUAUAUAUAUAUAUAUGUUAGGUUCGAAUUAUAUAUACUCUUUAUUGAUUAUGUUCUUCUUUAACUACAGUCUAGUUAUAUCUACGUACACGAUCGUUGGAAGCAAGAUGAAAUGAAAAUGGCAGGUUGAUUAUAGGGAGUUCAUUGUUGAACCGCAAUCUCUCUACUAAUUUGAAUCAAUAAAAGAGUCUAGCGUUAGACGAUACGAAGCACGCAAUCAGCAUUUUCCAUCCCAAUUCACAAGUAGUUUUGGUCACAUAGCAUGUGUGAGGUGGGGCAAAGCUGUACGUGCACUAUACUAUUGCUUCACGCGAUUUUAAUUUUGUGUUCAAUUGAAUUUAUUGCUUCUUCAUUUCGUGUUACAUACAUGUGCAUAGGGUUUGACUUGUAUUCGUAUAUAAAAAAAAAAGUAUCUGUAUGAUGGAAUUUUGCAAAUGGGCUGACCUUGAAGUCGUACAUAGUUUAUUAUACCUAUGGUUAGAUUUUGAUGAUGGCCAGAUUGAUUGAUUCAAAAUCAAAACUUGAACUAGUAUUAGGGUUGACAAUCAUUAUUCUAUAUAAAAUUAGUUCGAGUAAUCUUGUUUUAUUAGAUGAUUAAUUAUUAUUAUCUUAAGUCUUGGUAUAUAUAAAUGAUUGUCAGCUGGGUGGGAAUAGGUGUAGGUGGCGCCCUUUGGGAGGUUGUAUUAGUUGUUCAUCAGGUGUGAUAGUUAAUUAGACUGGAAUAAAUAUGAUGCAAGAGGGGAAAAAAAAGGUAAACUAUGAAUCAGAAAUAUAAUACUAUCGAAUAAUGUAUAUACCUCAAAACACUGUAUAUGCAAAUGAUUCAUCAAAACGAACUCUUCAGAACUAUUUUACAAGUUUAAUUUGGAUCUUAUGUAGUACUCGUUGAAAUGAGUGCAUACCAUGCAACUUAUUCUAAAUGUACAAUUUUAAUAACUGAAGUAAAAAAAUAUAUAAUCAUUGCAUUUGUCAAGUACAACAAUACUAAUAGUUAUGCCUUGCAUUUUUACUCAUAAAUUUAAUCGUAAAACGGUAAUUGAAUCAGAAAAUAGUAAAUAUUUGAUUUUUUUCAUAGACAACAUUAUAGAGACUUAAUGAGUUGGGAUCAAACAUCUAGUAUAAACUCUCUGUUACGGGUAAGUAGAUGAGAGAUGGAUCAGGAAGGUCUAUGAUAUGAUAACGAAUAAAAGAUUCAUGGUCCUCAUGGAUCAUGUAGUCCAAUGCAAAAUUACCUUCGUGAUAUGUAUUGUUCAGUGAAAAGUAAGGCAAUUGUCAAAUGACAAAGAUGAAGAUGAUUGCCAGAUGAAGUGAAAAAACGUAAUAUCUUCAUAAAAUUAGCAUAAUUCGUUGUUUCACCCUCGAAUUUACUGCUUUCAACACUAAAAUUUUGAUCGUCUCCCAAUUACUUAUAAGGGAAAACGAGAUCGAAACAAAUAAGAAAAAGGUAAACUAUUGAACAAUGAAAUGUUAAAAACAAUUUUACAGUUUGACCUUACGGCAAACUGUAGUUCCUUCUCGUGGUGGUAGAUGUUCCUAAUUACAAAAAUAUCGGCUCCCCACAUUUUGGAUGACCGGCUCAAGCCCACAAACUUGGAAAAAAAAAGAAGAAACCAAAUCGCCAGAGACACAUAUCAAUCAUCUUGCUGUCUCCUUUGUCCUUUUUCUUUCUUAACAACAUGCAAACUACCCAAAAGGAAACAAAAUUGAUAUUUGAAGAUGCCUUCCUUCAGUGAAUUCCACUCCUUCCUCUUGUUUGUCCUUUGCCAGAUCUCUCUUCUUGCUCUGCUGUAGUCUUAGUAGUAAGGAAAGUGAAUCAAGACUCCUUUUCAUGCUGUACAAUUGGGGUCUUCCCUUUCCUUUGAAGCAAAACUUUCCUUCUUCUUUCUCUCUUCCACAGUAGCUGUAUUCAUAUAUCCUUGUUUGGCAGGCAGCCAGCCUGACCAUGGUGGUGGCCUGAGGCUCUCUGCAGCUUUGCCACUUGUCCUCCUUCCUUCAUUCUGUCCCUUUCUUCCCCAAUCAAUGAAUCAAAAUGCAAUAUAUGUGGGUGCUUGUUUUGGGCAAUUCCCAUUAAUAGAAAGGAAAGGACACUCUGGGUAGUGGUUGACAGGAUAUCAUAAAUGAAAUGGGAUUGAUGAUUAUGGCUUGCUGUUGCUGGUGUGCUGUUACUGUGUAACUAGUGCCUGUUAAUUCAUUAUUUCUUGAGGGAAAGUUUGAUGGGCAGACCGUUCUGGGGAAGAGCAAAAGGACCAUACUGAAUUCCAUUGUUGUCACCCACGAUAGACCACCUGCCAGCAACACAAGAAAACAAGUCUCAGCCUUCCUCUCUUUCUUACCCAACUUGCUAUUUUUGGAUAGGCAAGCAAAAAGAAAAAGGAAGCAACAGAAGAAAAGAAGAGGCAGCAGGGCUCCUUUUCUUUUUCUUUUCUUUUCUUUAUGGGUUUUUUGGUUUCAAAAAAAAAACCGACCUGUACUUGGUGGUCAGGUGGUGAAGCAGCACUAAUAUCUCCACCUUA